Messenger RNA from Carassius carassius (crucian carp), 1332 nucleotides. It is a transcript of the gene tmem130, whose product is annotated as transmembrane protein 130. The record is from RefSeq and is a predicted model, not a curated record. The transcript is spliced from 9 exons. Bases 293 to 1279 code for a protein of 328 amino acids. NCBI's taxonomy places the organism in Eukaryota, Metazoa, Chordata, Actinopteri, Cypriniformes, Cyprinidae.
GUGUCGGGCACCCUGGUGGCAUCGGUACACUUAUCUUGCCAGCUGGGCAGUUUGACGGUCAGCAUUUCCUUGGCCUGUGGGGAAAAGAGCAAAAACAGCUCAAAGGAAGAAAGGCAAAACAAGCACAACAAAACAUCAUUAUUCAGAUGAGCAUAAGGAUUCAACACGUGGAUAUGAUUUCAAGCCUUUACCAAACAUCAUGAAAGACAUUAAAAGCUUGACCUAGUCAUGCUCUCACAAGUCACAAGCUGUCGUCUUGUACUCAUUUAGAGAUCCAUGCUGACGAGUCCACAUGAACUGCUGCAGACUGAAUUCCAUCAGGAUCCGGAGUGUUCUGGUUCAUGCUUUUCUCACACUGAUUUCCUCUUUUGCUUUUGGGAUACCCGACGAGUUAUCCCAUCAGUUAUCUGGAAAUGUCAAAGGAAAGAUCAUUUUCCGUCAAAUGGAAGGGAAUUCAACAUACUUGCGGGAUAAUGGGAAGUUGGCAUCUUACAUACCCACCGUGGUUUCAUUUGAGCACUUUGACCCGAGGCAUACCCUGCGCUCUAUCACGUUCAUAUACACAUGGGACUUAGGCAAUGGGGAAGUGCGUAAAGGCCCAGAGCCUUUUGUGACGUAUCACUACACUUUACCAGGGAACUAUACAUUUCAACUGAGCAUAGAAGCCAGUACGCCCCAACAUUCCAGAAUAACUGGGCUGUACUCUGUAGAUUUGACUGUGUUAGAUGCUAUAAAGAGCAUUGAAUUGAGUGGACCUUUAACCUACACCGUGGACCAGAGCAGCAGUCUGUCCUUUCAGGUUGGAGGAAGUCCUCCGGUUUGGCUGUGCUGGAGAGUUUUGUCUGAUUGCCACACACCCAGUCCUACUUCCUGCAAUUUAGUCAGGCUCUGUGGGAACCAUUUCAAUCUGAACUACACCUUCAGAUCAGUAGGAACAUAUUGCUUAGACCUGAGUGUGAGGAAUAUUAUCAGCGACCUCCAGACAUCCUACAAUAUCUAUGUGCAGAGCAGCCCUGUGAGUCUCAUCUUCAUAUUGCCCUGUGCUGCAGUGAUAGUUGCUACUCUCAUAUUCAUCGCUGUGACAGUGAUUCGUCCAAAACAGCAAUCCCUCCUGUCUAAGGCUCUGAUGGCAGAUAUGAACUAUCUUUCCUUCACAGAAAUCGAGCUGCGUGCCAAAGAUGCUUCAGUCCCCUUACAGGAUCAUUCUCCUGCUUCUAAAACAAAUGAAGCCCAGCCCCUUCUUCAACAGUCAGAGACUCCCUACAGCACCCAGCCCUGAUUGCCCUGUCUACAUUACACUUGACAUAUUCAUUAAAAUCAAUCUUUCAGUGU